Anguilla rostrata (American eel) is the source of this 2622-nucleotide messenger RNA. It is a transcript of the gene zbtb49, whose product is annotated as zinc finger and BTB domain containing 49. Gene Ontology annotation, molecular function: DNA-binding transcription factor activity, RNA polymerase II-specific; protein binding. Gene Ontology annotation, biological process: regulation of transcription by RNA polymerase II. The transcript has 7 exons. Bases 1 to 2340 code for a protein of 779 amino acids. Gene Ontology annotation, cellular component: nucleus. The record is from RefSeq and is a predicted model, not a curated record. NCBI's taxonomy places the organism in Eukaryota, Metazoa, Chordata, Actinopteri, Anguilliformes, Anguillidae.
AUGGACAGCCUGUCCACCCACAGCGCUUACCUGCUGCAGCAGCUGCAGGAGCAGCGCAUCCAGGGUCUUCUGUGCGACUGCAUGCUGGUCGUCAAGGGUGUCUGCUUCAAGGCCCAUAAAAAUGUCCUGGCUGCGUUCAGUUCUUAUUUCAGGUCCUUGUUUCAGAACUCGCCGAGUCAGAAGAAUGAUGUUUUUCACCUGGUCAUCCAGGAUGUGGGGGGCAUCGGCCAGAUGCUGGAUUACAUGUACACGUCUCAUCUGGACGUGAACCAGGAUAACGUGCAUGGGAUAUUGGACAUUGCCCAGUGCCUGCAGGUCCCUAACGUGCUGAGCAUGUGCAACAACUUCCUUAAGGCACGCUCAGAAGCUUCCGGCUGCGUCCCCACCUCCUCUUCGGCCUUCCCUCUUUCUGGCGUGUUGCCCUCGGACACGGAUUGCCUCCUGGGUGCCACAUUGCCCCCUGACAUCGACCUGCACUGCCCUUCCUCGUCAGAGGCCCAGAGGCCCACGUGCGUCUCCUCGGACCUGGACCCCUCCCGGAGGGUGGGGCUACCCCCUAGCCACUCUUUCGAGACCCCCAGUGGAGCGCUGGCCAUGCCCGAGAAGCAGCUCAUGCAGGGGCACAAACUGCGAAACUUUUACAGCAAGCAGUGCCUGAGGCAGAGCUCUGCACUGAACAGUGGCCACGCCCCCAACUCAAACCCCACCCCUAACCCUAAUCCCGCCCCCAACCCCAUUUUGGGGGCAGCUGAGGAGCACCCCCUACCCACAGCUGCUCCACCAAAUGUCCCCGCCCCCAUGGACAUCCCCACGUGUUUGCCAAACAAUCCCCCACCCCCUUCUCAGCCCGCAGACACGUGUCCUACCUCUCCUUCGGCCACGCCCAACUCCGGAGGCAAAGGCUCCCCCGUUAACAGGCAGAUGCGCCCAAAAAAGACUGUAUACCUCAAGAAGUAUAACUACCUGCGGUCCCAGAAGGCUCUGGAGGAGCUGGAGGAGCGGAGGGAGGUGCCGGAUCCUCUUCUGAAAGAGAGCGGCCGGGCGGAGCCCACCAAAGAGCCGGAGGAGGAGAAGCCGACAGGGAGCCCGGCUGUGGAUCGGGACACAGAGCCCCCGCUGGUGUCCAGGUCGCAGCCUCCCUCUCCUCCGCCCCCGCCCCCGCCCCCCUCCGAGGAUCCGGAGCAGAGUGCCAGCAACGGGUCCGAGGAGCCCGGCCAGAACAAGCAGCACUGCUGCGAGAUGUGCGGAAAAACGUUCAAACAUCCCAGCAAUUUGGAGCUCCACAAGCGCUCGCACACCGGUGAGAAACCUUUCCAGUGUAACAUCUGUGGGAAGAACUUCUCACAGGCGGGUAAUCUGCAGACGCAUUUGCGUCGACAUUCAGGGGAGAAACCGUACAUUUGCGAAAUCUGUGGCAAAAGCUUUGCAGCCUCUGGGGAUGUUCAGCGGCACAUAGUGAUCCACACUGGAGAGCGUCCACACCUGUGUGACAUCUGUGGGAGAGGGUUUAGCAACUUCAGCAACCUGAAGGAGCACAAGAAGACUCACACUACAGACAAAGUUUUCACCUGUGACCAGUGCGGCAAGUCUUUCAACAUGCAGAGGAAGCUGUUAAAACACAGAGUCCGCCACUCGGGAGAGAGACCAUACAGCUGUCCGACAUGUGAGAAGUGUUUUGCGGGGUCAGGUGACCUGCGGAGGCACGUGCGGACGCACACGGGCGAGAGGCCGUACAGCUGCGACGCCUGUGGAAAGUGUUUCACGCGGUCCGCCGUCCUGCGCCGCCAUCGCUCCGUGCACUGCCGCAACGAGGCCGACGCCCCUGUGGGGGAGGGGCCAGACGAGGGACCGCCCUUCCUUCAGCCUGCCAGUCACGGCAAGCCCCUCCCAGAUCCUGAGCCCUACUCCGCCCUCCUGCCCCCUCCACCCGGCCCAGGCAAGCCUCCUCCCAGCAUGCACCUCAGUCCCGCCUCCCCCACGUCCUUCUCCGAGCUCCGCUCCGUGGAGCACCACCACCACCACCACCUGUCCCCCCAGCAGGAAAAAUGCUCGCCCCUAGACUCCCUCAAGAUCCCCAAACCCCCCCACCUCCCCCCGCACGACUCCUUCGCCUACUCCGAAGAGAACGCCCCCGCGGGAGUGGAGGAGCCGCUCCAGGGUCCCGCCCCUUCCAUGGUCCGUCCCUCCCUGUCCACGCUGGACAAUCACUGUGGCCUCCCCCCGAGCCACCGGAGCAACAGUGCCCCCUACAGGAACAACGACGGACCCUUUUUCUCUAGUGUCACGCUGUGGGGGCUGGCCAUGAAGACCCUGCAGAACGAUGCCUGCAUGGAACAGUGACACGCGGGUGGGCCUCCCGGUCUUCGAUAUGAGCAAAACAUCAUGGGCGAAAAACAAAGCAGUUACAAUUUAAGAUAUAUAUAUAUUACAGACCUAUUUUCUUACAUGAAUUUCUUUCCCAAAUAAUGAAAUACUCUUUGUUUUUGUUUUUUUUUGGUUCUCUGUGAGCAAUAAGGGAAAAUUACUUGAAAAAAGAAUUACAUUUUUUUCCCUCUUUCUUUUUUGUCAGCGUGUGGCACACUUCUAAAACAUUGAAAUUAAAGGUUUGUGUCUGAAUACAAA